This is a messenger RNA of Gopherus flavomarginatus (Mexican gopher tortoise), 7213 nucleotides long. RefSeq names its product tensin 3 (gene TNS3). The transcript is spliced from 33 exons. Lineage: Eukaryota; Metazoa; Chordata; Testudines; Testudinidae. Bases 322 to 5148 code for a protein of 1608 amino acids. The record is from RefSeq and is a predicted model, not a curated record. Gene Ontology annotation, molecular function: protein binding; phosphatase activity. Gene Ontology annotation, biological process: dephosphorylation.
CUCAGAGGGGGCACAAUGUGGCCAGCAUGGGAUUCUGAUAAGAAAAGGGAAAAGGCAGAAAGGCAAGGACUUUGAGAACAGCAGAACCAGUGACGGCAAAAGGGCUCCAGCUUGCCUCAGCUCCAAGAAGUAAAAGGUCAAGUACAGGCAGGUUUUGGCUCACAUUUGGAUAUUGUCUCUCAGCAAAGGGUCGCAGGUUCAAAGCAAUCUUGGGGCUGCUUCUUUACAAAGAGAGCAGAGAGGUGGAGUUGAUGGGUCCCAUUCACUGAACUGGAUUAAAGAGGCUGAGGCUGCAGAUAUAUCAGGUGCCAACAGUGCCUGAUGGGCUGUAGAGUAAGUGUGGCUUGCCUGGGGAAUGAAUUUUGCACAGUACCACUGGAUCAUCAUCAUCAUUUGAUACAAGACGAGGCUGAGAUCAUGAUUCAGGCUGACAAGAGUUCGUCUGGAGGAUUGGCUGUUGGACAAGCUGAGCCUGAAAACCUUGCUUCGAGUUCUCACACUUUCAAAAACAAGACCUUUAAAAAACAUAAAGACUGUAGUAUCUGCAAACAAGCCAUUGACAGCCAAGGCAUUUCCUGCAGAGUUUGCAAGUAUGCCUGCCACAAGAAAUGUGAAGCAAAGGUGGUGAAACCCUGCUUCCUGCCAAUCAACUACGAACUGCCUGAUAACUCUGAGACCUUUAUGAGUCAUGUAACCAGAACUACUUCUGGCAGUUUUUCAAAAAGCUCAUCUUUCUGUUGUGACAAAGUAUCACAAAGUGCAGACUUUGAUCACAUUAUGGAGGAAGGCUAUGAACUUGACCUGACUUACAUCACUGAGCGAAUCAUUGCUGUAUCCUUCCCUGCCAGCUGUUCAGAGGAAACGUAUGUGCACAACCUGCAAGAUGUAACCCGAAUGCUCAAAUCCAAACAUGGAGAUAAUUACCUGGUGUUAAACCUUUCUGAAAAAAGAUAUGACCUUACCAAGCUUAACCCAAAGAUUAUGGAUGUGGGUUGGCCUGACCUUCAUGCACCUCCCCUUGAUAAGAUGUGCAGCAUCUGCAAGGCUAUGGAAUCAUGGUUGAACAGCGACCCUCAGCAUGUGGUGGUGAUCCAUUGCAGAGGUGGAAAAGGAAGGAUAGGAGUAGUGAUAUCAUCAUAUAUGCACUUCACCAAUGUUUCUGCCAGUGCUGAUCAGGCUCUAGACAGAUUUGCUAUGAAGAAAUUCUUCGAUGAUAAAGUUUCAACUUUAAUGCAGCCAUCCCAAAAAAGAUAUGUGCACUUCUUAAGUGGCCUUCUGUCUGGAUCUGUGAAAAUGAACACGACUCCACUCUUCCUGCACUUUGUCAUCCUUCAUGGCAUCCCAAGCUUUGAUGCUGGAGGAGUUUGUCGCCCCUUUCUAAAGAUCUACCAGGCUAUGCAGCCAGUUCAUACAUCAGGAAUAUACAGUGUAGGGCCAGAAAAUCAAAGCAGAAUCUGCAUUGCUAUUGAGCCAGCCCAGCUACUGAAGGGAGAUAUUAUGCUGAAGUGUUAUCACAAAAAAUAUCGAUCGGCCACCCGUGAUGUCGUUUUCCGCCUGCAGUUUCACACAGGUGCCGUUCAGGGUUAUGGUCUGGUAUUUGGCAAAGAGGACUUGGACAAUGCUAACAAAGAUGACCGCUUCCCUGAUUAUGGGAAAAUUGAAUUGGUUUUUUCAGGAACCCCCGAGAAAAUCCAAGGAUGUGAACAUCUGACGAAUGACCAUGGAAUGAUUGUUGACUACAAUACCUCAGAUCCACUGAUCCGCUGGGAUUCCUAUGAAAACAUGAGCCCUGAUGGUGAAGUGCUCCACACUCAGGGUCCUAUUGAUGGCAGUCUUUAUGCUAAAGUGAGAAAGAAGAGCUCUUCAGAUACUGGCAUCCCCAGUGGAGCCCAGGGGGUUCCUGUGAUCAGCAGCCCUGAUCACAGUGACCAUACUCUAUCUGUCAGCAGUGAUUCAGGACACUCAACAACUUCUGUAAGGACGGACAAGACUGAGGAGCAUCCAGCACCGGGAAUCAAGCGGGGCUUGAGCCCACAAGAGAAGGCAGAGCUGGACCAGCUACUUAGUGGUUUCGGCCUAGAAAACUCAGUCAGUCCCCUCAAGGAUAUGACUGAUUCCCAAAGCAAGUACAGUGGGACUCGUCACAUAGUGCCAGCUCAGGUUCAUGUGAACGGACACACCAAACUGAAAGAUAGAGAGACGGAUAUUCUGGAUGAUGAGAUGCCCAGCCAUGACCUUCACAGUGUGGACAGCAUUGGGACACUGUCCUCCUCUGAAGGGCAGCACUCAGCCCACCUUGGAAACUUCAGCUGCCACAAGAGCAGUCAGAAUUCGCUGCUCUCGGAUGGCUUUGGAAGCAACGCUGGAGAGGACCACCACAAUGCUCUGGCCCCAGACCUGGGAAUAGGUGUGGACCCCCUGUAUGAGAGAUCAUUUGGAAGUGGUGAGCCUAAACAAUCCCAGCAGCUGCAAAGGAAUCCUCCUGCUUCCGCUCAGCCUCAGGCUUAUGGCCCUAGUAACUACUCUACCCAGACUUGGGUGCGCCAACAGCAGAUGGUCACUGCUCACCAAUACACCUACUCCCCUGAGAGUGAAGUAAGGCUUGGCAUUUCUAGCACUGUAGAGAAUUCAGGCAAUGUGCAGAGCCAACCCAGAAUCCCUGACACACCUACCCGGGGAUCCAGCAGCAGAGACGCUGUGCAGCGGGGGAUAGGGACUGUGCCAAGUUCCAGUGAAGUAGCAGAACAUCCAGUGCCUGAGGCUUUUAAAUCCAGAUUAGUAGCUGAGAAAGACACAAAUGGCCUGUCUUUAGGAGUGAAUGUCGAGGACCUGCCAUCCUCUCCUACUCUGGAUAUUGAUCAGUCAAUUGAGCAGCUGAAUCGGCUGAUCUUGGAACUGGACCCUACAUUUGAACCUAUCCCAACUCGCAUGAACACAGUCUCCAGGGACACGAGUCAAGUGAAUGGCUUCACCAGCCCUGAUGGGGAUGUGGGAGGGCUCAACAUGAGCCCUGGGUUCCGUGAGAAAGGAGAGGUCACAAACAGGAAUCUUUCCCGGAAUGGUUCACCAGGAGACGAGUCAGGGGGAAGAAUAAGGAAGUUAAGUCUUGGACAGUAUGACAAUGACGUUCCAGGGCAGCCAUCGUAUACCAGAUGUGGCUGGAUGAAAUCUACUGCUAUAGACCAAGCUGUAAAUCCAGGAUCACUAAUUGCUGAAGGGGAAACCAAAGAGAUGGAUGUGGCACGUUACCAAGAAGACCUAGAUGAAAUAGACAGGGGAAUCUUCUCACCAACCAAAAAUGGGAAUGAAGCUGUUCCACCAACCCCAGCUUUUCCAGUGUCACCAGAGACACCAUAUGUGAAAUGCCCCCCACAUUACCGCCAAAUGAGUCCAUCUGGCCAACAGAUCAGUAGCCUGCCUGAGAUGUACAGAACUGGGCAUGAAUCUCGAAGUUACACGGAAGGCCUUAACCACUCGGUUGUGAUGACUGACAGCACCAUGGGCACCAAUCCCGCUUUGCGGAGGACUGACAUACAGACAGCUCCUUCGUGUCAGCGGCCUUUUGUAUCUGCAUGCGCCAUUUCCAGUAACAGCCCCAUCCCAACCGGAGAAAGCCCUUCUGCAACUGAAUGCCACUGGGUAGAAAGCAACGCUAAGUCCACCGCUUCACCCCAGCUCACAGCAGGCCUACAGGGGAACAUCAGGCCUACAGGAAAUUACCUUGUGUCCUCAGAAUUUUCAAGCCCCAUUCAGGACAGCUCGCUCUUGUCCCAUUUCCAUUCCCCAGGAUUGCAAGUCAUCUCUUUGAACAGCCGAGAGGAUUCGUCCUUAGACCAGCAACAAGAACCUGCUGCCCAUCCCAGUGCCCGAGCCUACCUGAACUAUGGUGGGACCAGCGUAAGCAGUAGCCCACCACUGGAGGAGAAACAAUCUGUUUUCAUGGCCAAUACUAGCAGCUCUCCCAAAACUAUGAGCUCACCACUGGCAAGUACAGCAGACAAUGGCUUUUUGGCCCACAACUUGCUUACAAUGGCCUCUAGACACAAUAGCCAGAGCAGCACAAUUCAACAGCACCAUGGAAUGAACCUGCACCCACAGCCACCUCUUCCAGAGAAGAAGAGGACUUCUGAAGGAGACCGUUCUUUUGGCUCCAUCUCUCCUUCUUCAAGUGGCUUCUCCAGCCCUCAUAGUGGGAGCACAAUCAGCAUUCCAUUCCCAAAUGUCCUUCCAGACUUUUCAAAAGUUUUAAGCACUUCUCCUUUGCCAGAAAACCCAGGCGAUAAACACGUGACCGUAAAAUUUGUCCAGGAUACAUCCAAGUUCUGGUACAAGCCAGAUAUUUCAAGAGAACAAGCCAUUGCCGUUCUGAAGGACAAGGAACCAGGGUCGUUCAUUGUUCGAGACAGCCAUUCUUUCAGGGGAGCCUAUGGCCUGGCAAUGAAAGUUGCUACACCUCCUCCUUCAGUGCUGCAGUUAAACAAGAAAGCUGGGGAUUUGUCAAAUGAGCUUGUCAGGCAUUUUCUGAUUGAAUGCACCCAUAAAGGAGUGCGAUUGAAAGGAUGUCCAAAUGAGCCAUAUUUUGGGAGUUUGACAGCUUUGGUGUAUCAACAUUCCAUUACUCCUCUGGCAUUACCCUGCAAACUACUUAUCCCAGACAGAGAUCCCUUGGAGGAGAUUGCAGAAACAGCUCCACAGACUGCUGCAAACUCGGCAGCAGAGCUCCUAAAGCAGGGUGCAGCAUGCAAUGUUUGGUAUCUGAACUCUGUGGAAAUGGAGUCCCUCACAGGCUAUCAGGCAGUGCAGAAGGCCCUGAGCAUAACACUGAUGCAAGAUCCUCCUCCCAUCUCUACUGUUGUCCAUUUCAAGGUGUCUGCUCAGGGGAUCACACUGACAGAUAAUCAAAGAAAACUCUUUUUCCGAAGACAUUAUCCAGUGAACACUGUUAUCUUCUGUGCUUUGGAUCCACAGGACAGAAAAUGGAUGAAAGAGGGACCUUCUGCAAAAGUGUUUGGAUUUGUUGCAAGGAAGCAAGGCAGCGCCACAGAUAACGUGUGCCACCUGUUUGCAGAGCAUGAUCCAGAGCAACCUGCCAGUGCCAUUGUGAACUUUGUAUCAAAGGUCAUGAUUGGUUCCCAGAAGAAAAUCUGAAUGCUUCCUAGCCUUUGGUUCAGAGCUCUUCACUGACUUCAGGGAAAGCAGCGUGGGAGAGAAAGUAUUCUUGGGAGUUUGCAGCUACAUUAUCCAAACCUAACUGUUCCCAAGAAGGAAAGCAGAGGAUGUUCCAUCUGCAUAACGUUACAAAGAAUGUGAUCCUUUCUUUGAAGAUGCCUCUGACCUAUCAAAGCAUUGUGUUUUUACAUCAAAGGGCAAAAUUGUGAGUGAAUGCAGUUGGAUGCCACCAAAACCUGCAUAAUCCAUAUCUGAAUUAAACAGAGAAGACAGGCUUUAUAGUGCAGGGUUUUAAUUAUAUUUUCACGCACCAUUUUCCAUCCUGUACCAGAAAAGGAAGAAUUUGCCAACUCAUUUGAUCAUGCCUUUUUUUUUUUUUUCUAUAGGAAAAUUUAUUAGAACCACAUGCAUUCUCUUACUUAGACACUUGCCACAGUUGCAUCAGUGGUAGCUAUAGCCCUGGCAAACCAAUGCUCUUAAGAGAGUGGUGGUUUGUGAAGGACCAUUUGCUCUUCCCUUCAUCUUUAUAUGACAAUGGUGGAAGUUGACUGAGAAGGGGGAAGAUGUACGUUAGGGAAGGUUAGUGCAGGUUGAUUUCUUUUAAGAAGGGUGCAGAGACAUGGAUUUUUCAGGGAGAUUACUCCAUGUUUAGUAUAAAGAAGGCUGAGUUUAUUUAGCUUGUAUAAUUUUAAAUGGGAGAGGGAUAACUAAAAAGAGUUGUGUGGAGAAAGAUUGAUGUAUUCUGUUAAUGGUGUUUUUGUUGUUAUUUUUAUAUGAAGAGUUAAGCAGGAAAGAUGCUGUAUUUUAAUAAUCACAGGAUAAAAAUGAGGGAAAAGCAAAGAAGAAAAUGAUUUUAUAUAAUUUAUAUUUUUGCCUCUGCCAGAUUAUUUAUAGUAGAUAUCAAAUCUUGAUAUAUUAUGAGUGUUCUUAUAGUAAAGCCAUUUAUGAUCUUUGCCUUCUUAGUUUUAUUUUGCAUAAGUAUAGUAUGUCGCACGUGCCUUUCUAUAGAGUUUCUUAUUUAGACUCCUGUUUUACAGUAUUAAACCACUUCCCAGCUCAUGUAUCUCUGAAAUAAUGCUUUGACUAUGAAAUCGGUCCUCCUGCCUCAUAGUUUCUUACAUACAUAGGUACUUUUUGACAGAUUUUUUUUUAAUGAAAGGUGGGGUUUUGUUUUUUGUUGUUCAAUUUGUGUGGAUUGGUGUUAAAUUUUAUAAGUGAAUUUUUAAAAUAAUUUCUUGAGUCAAGAAAGCCAAAGGGAAAAGAAUAUUUUUUGUUACUCUUACCCAUGUCCAAGACAGUCUGUCACACGUGUCCUUCAUAUGACCAAGUAAACCAACAUAGUGGCAUCUGUAUUUUAUAAAACUAAACGUUAUUCUGUAGUUAGUUUUAUAACAUAAAUAUAUAUACACCUCUACCCUGAUAUAACGCUGUCUUCGGGAGCUAAAACCACGUUAGAGGUGAACCACUGUAACCACGUUAGAGGUGAAACUGCUUUAUAUCGAACUUGCUUUGAUCCGCCAAAGUGCACAGCCUCGCCCCCCCCAAGCACAGCUUUCCCAUAUUAUAUCCAAAUUCAUGUUAUAUCGGGUCAUGUUAUAUUGGGGUAGAGGUGUACUAUAUAGUAGGGUAGGUAACUUGUAAUAAUUCUCUGUGAGAGCGGAGGGCCCAUUUGAAGUCUAUUGCAAAAUUCCCAUUCACCCAGAGGGAACAGGAUCAGACCCAGAAACAGGAAUUGGAAGUUACAGACAAAUGAAAUUCCCAAUUGUUUGACAUGCCAAACAUUUCUGUUUCUUCGGUUUGAGGGCCAAAUCUACACAUCAGUGACCUGAUGUAUAAAAUGGUGCAGUGUUCUGUGCACACAGUCACAAGACACAGUGGGCUGAGUGGUAACUAUCCCUAUUUUCAGACUUAAAUUGCAUCAGUCUCUUUUUACUAGACAAUAGUUAGGCGGGGUAGGAAAAAUUAUAGAGUUGGCUUAAAUAAGAUUCCCACCUAUCCUGAUCCAGAAACCAUUUGCGUGUGUGUGUGUGUGUAUACACACACA